UUUUCUCUCUCUCUCUCUCUCUCUCCACAAUUGUUUAUCUCAUCUCAUCUUCUUGCUGGAGCUAAUUGGAAGAGAGAAUCAAUCAAUCAAUCUCUCCUGCUAAAAUCCCCAAUUACUCUUACGACCCGAAAUUAAAGCAACCUUUCUUUCUAUCUUUAGCUUUUUUCUUCCUCAUCACGGUGGAAUCUCCCUUCUCUUUUUAUUAUCUCACUAGUGAUUACACCUCGGGGCCCUCCUUCCAGCUCCCAUCUGGUCGAUUGGUUGUGGAUAAAUUGAUGCCGCCGCAGGACCACUCGUCUUGGGAUCGGAAGGAUCUUCUGAGGCAGAGGAAGCACGAGAGACCCUCCGAGCCUCCUUUCGAUCCCCCUCCUUUCAGGUGGAGGGACUCUUCUUCUUCCUCCUCUUCUCACCGUGAUUUUAACUCCCGGUGGGGAGGAUCUUCUGACUUCCGCAGGCCUUCUUCUUAUCAUGGGAAGCAGGGCGGAAGGUACCCGUUUGCGGAGGAGAGUAGUCAUGGAUACACAUCUUCUCGGUCCAGUGCUCGGAUGUUUGAAAAUGACUACUAUAGACCAUCAGCACCACGUGGAGACUGGCGAUACACCAGGAAUUGCAGGGAUGACAGAGUUCCUUUAAACAACAAGGACUGGAGGUGCAAUACGUGGGAGAUGAACAACGGAUCUUCGAGAGCUUUUGAGAGGCCGUGUGGUGUUAGAAAUGGUCGGAGGUCGGUGGAGGACAGACCACCUGCAUCAGAUUCACAUACUUCUGUGGUCAACUCGUGGGAACCAUCCAACUCCGCUCAGCAGAUGGAUAUUGAGCUGUGCACCCCGGUUCGGACAGUUAGAUUUAAGAACGAGCAGAAAUUUUCUGAUCAGAGGCAAUCACUUCCUUCAGAUCCUCAUGCUGACGGUCCUGGGUUGUUUGAUCGGCCUUCUUCAGUAAACAGUUAUGAAAAUAAGGAGUGUUCUCCAGCAAAGCAAACCAACGGUUUGAUGUACGGUCGAAGGUUAGCUGAUGAUAAUCCUCCAGUCCUCAAUGCAGAAAUAGAGGGAACCCGGAAUCAGAUUCUCCUGAAAGAAGAUAAUAAGUUACAUGGAGUUAGUGAUUUAGACGGUGUCAGAGAAAAUGGGAAGGAGAAUUCCCUGGGAGCAACUGGGAAGCUUCCAGUGUGGACCCGUUCCGGGAGUUUUGCGUCUCAGAGUUCAGGUUUUAGUCACUCAAGUAGCUUGAAAAGCUUGGGGGCUGUUGAUUCCAGUGAUCGAGAACUUAAAAUUCUUCCUAAAACUGUUGCCGUGACUCAAUCUUCUUCAGGAGACGCUACUGCAUGUGCCAAAACUACACUGUCUGAGGAGAUGAGUUCUAGAAAGAAGCAACGUCUUGGCUGGGGUGAGGGCCUGGCGAAAUACGAGAAUAAGAAAGUUGAUGUUAACACAACCGAGGAUGGAACAGACUUGUUGGAAAACAGUGCAGAGGAACUGCAUUCUUUGAACAAAAGUAUUGCUGAUAAAAGUCCUACAGCAGCCAAUGCUCCAGAUUAUGGUUCCCCUACAACUCCAUCCUCUGUAGCUUGCAAUUCAUCACCAGAUAAGUCAUCUGCGAAGGGUGCUAUUGGUGCUAGUGAUGUCAGUAACAUGUGCCUUUCACCUAGCCCCGUGUCUAGUAUUCACCUUGAACGACUUCCAAUCAAUAUAGAGGAGCUUGAUAACAUCUCAAUGGAGCGAGUUGGCUGUUUGCUCAAGGAAUUGCUUGGUACUGAUGAUCCUGGUACAGGGGAUUCGAGUUCCGUCCAGUUGACCUCAAUGAACAAAUUACUUGCCUGGAAAGGUGAUAUUUUGAAAGCUGUGGAGAUGGCUGAAUCUGAAAUUGAUCUGCUUGAAAGCAAACAAAGGGCGCUAAAGCUUGAAAGUGGGAGACAGUGCCGUGUUGUUAAACACGCUUCCGAGGGAGAUGAAAAUGUGCAGCAGGAAGCUUCUUGUAAUUUGGGUCUCAAGGCAGUAGCUUCCUCUGUGGCUGAAACAUUGGUGAGAGAUCCUGUUCAUCAGGCAGCCAAGGUUCCUUCUGAAAUAAUUGAAGAUAGUUGUCGAGAAGUUAAUUCUCUGUGCCAUUUUCUUGCCACUGUCGGAAGCAAUGAAGAUAUACUGCCCAUACCGUCUACCAAAGCAGAUGCUAAUCAGGAAACGAUUGACCUUUCUUCUGCUGAUGAUAGCAUGGUCUCUGAUGAAAAAUUGCUCGGUGCUAAGUUAUUAUCUACCAAUAAGACAUAUGCCUGUGAAUCAUCUCAAGUAUUUAAUAAAAUGCUUCCGAGAGAUUUCAGUUCGUUUGACUACUCAAGAUUCCCUGGCAUAUGUCAAAGGCAGUUUGAUUCUCAUGUUAAAGAAAAAAUUGCGGAUAGGAUAGAGCUCUUGAGAGCUAGGGAGAAAAUUUUGCUCCUUCAGUUUAAAGCGUUUCAGCUCGCAUGGAAGAAAGAUGUGCGUCAACUAGCUUCUGCAAAGUACCAACCAAAGGCUAACAAAAGAACAGAAGUAUUUCCGUAUGCAAAAAAUGGUGGGCAUCUGAAGUUUUCCCAACCUGUACGCCUGAGGCUCUCUUCUUCAGCUUCAAGAAGGGAUAGUGUAGCCUCCACGACAGAGCUCGUAGGUUACAUGAAAAAGCUACUAAAGAAUACCCGUUUAAAGCCUUUUAGAGACAUUUUGAGGAUGCCUGCGAUGAUUUUGGAUGAGAAAGAAAGGGUGAGGUCGCGGUUUAUCUCUAGCAAUGGGCUGAUUGAAGAUCCAUGCGACGUUGAGAAGGAAAGAACAAUGAUUAAUCCUUGGACCCCAGAGGAGAAAGAGAUUUUCCUUAGUAUGCUAGCAAUGCAUGGGAAGGAUUUCAAGAAAAUUGCUUCAUAUCUUACUCAGAAGACAACUGCGGACUGUAUCGAUUACUACUACAAAAACCACAAGUCAGAUUGUUUUGGGAAAAUAAAGAAGCAGCGUGGUUAUGGUAAAGAAGGGAAACACACCUACAUGUUGGCGCCAACAAAAAAGUGGAAACGUGAGAUGGGGGCUGCCUCUCUUGAUAUUUUAGGUGCUGUCUCCAUUAUUGCAGCAAACGCAGGCAAGGCAUCAACCCGGCAGACUUCUUCCAAAAGGAUCACCCUUAGAGGUUGUAGCAGUUCUAGUUCGUUGCAGCGCGAUGGCAAUUACUCUGAAGGGUACUCCCACAGUUUCGAUUUCCCUCGUAAGAGAACUCUUGGUGCAGAUGUUGUAGCUGUUGGUCCUUUGUCAUCAGAGCAGAUUAAUUCCUGCUUAAGGACUUCCGUGAACUCUAGAGAGGGGUGUAUGGAUCAUCUGAAGUUUGCUCCUGCUGCAAAGAAACCUCGUAUAUCUCAUACUACACAUAAUGAGAACAGCAAUGAAGACGAUGACUCAUGUUCAGAUGAGAGCUGCGGGGAAACGGGACCUAUUCAUUGGACCGAUGCGGAGAGAUCUGCCUUUAUACAGGGUUUCUCGCAAUUUGGCAAGAAUUUUGCUUCAUUAUCGAGGUUCGUCAGGACCAGAUCUCCGGAUCAGUGUAGGGUUUUCUUUAGCAAGGUUCGGAAAUGCCUUGGAUUGGAAUGUAUACAGUCUGGAUCUGGAAAUGUGAGCACAUCCGCAAGUGUUGAUAAUGCCAUUGAGGGUGGUGGAAGCGACUUGGAGGGUCCUUGUGCUACGGAGAGUAACUCUGGCAUAUGCAAUAAUGGAGUUAGCGCUACGAUUGGUUUGGAUACGCAUACCUCGCCUGUUAACAUGAAUCAGGAGAGAGCCAAUCAUUCAGGCUUUGAAAAUGUGGAAGCCGGCCUUAGUAGAUCAGAACAAGAGAAUGGGCUGGCAUUAUUGCGUUUGAAAGAUGUUACAAAUCUCGUCGACGCUGCAUCUAUCCCGGGUCAAGUUUCGGAACCUUGCAGAGAUUUGGUAGACAUUAAUACUGUUGAGAGCAGCCACUGUCAGGCUGCAGACCAGAUUAACAGCAAUGAUCUACUGUCAAAGGAAAUAAAUGAAGGUAAUUCGACAUCUGUCGCUGCAGAGGAAACUAAAAGCAGUGAUCAACUGUCAACGGAAAUAGAUGAAGGUAAUUUAACACCCGUCGCUGUAUCUUCUGACCCCUUGUAUUGUGGGUCACUCGUUCUUCCCAAUAAUAUUGUGGAGAAGGGCUCAGGAUGUGAAGGUGCUGCAUUGCCUAACCAAAGUUCAAAGAUGCAGGAUGGAGUGAUGCAAGCUGCAAACAGAACCAUAAAUUCUGGUCUUGAGGCUGAAGCUGCACCUUCAAGUUUCAGAUACCUCGAGUGUCUGCACCAUGUUCCGAUAGAGGAAGACCUUGUAGGCGUCGUCAGUGUACCACAAGGAGAUUCCAAUUGCCAUACAGAGUCCGAGUUACCAAAUCCUCUUGUUGUCCAAACAAAUAAAAUGGGCUGGCAGUUUUCUGAGGUCAAUCUGGAUUUGGAGAGGGGAAGUCAGGUUUUGGGCCAUAUCAAAGCUGAGCAGAAUGGUCAGUUAAAUGCGACUAGCACGGACUCUUGUCAAAUUCCGUGGAUAUCAUUCACGCAAGAUCCGAGCAGGAUAAUUCGGUCAAAAUCUGAUUUGAUUGUAAAGGCUCAACGUACAGGUGAAGCUUUCUCACUCAGAAAGUGUACUAGCUCAGCUACUAAGCCUCUGACAGUAUUCCAAAAAGAUGGAAGAUCUGGUCAUAGCAGGAGCCAUUCAUUUAGUCUGUCUAAUACUGAGAGGCUCGAUAAGAAUGGAGAUGUGAAACUGUUUGGUACAGUCCUAACCGCUGAUGAGAAUGGAAGCAAGCAAAAACACAAUCCAGGAGGAAGUAUCAGGUCAUCGUCAACCUUGAGCAGGGACCAUGAGACAGGAAAUCAGUACAUUAAUCAGCAACACCUUCAGAAUGUUCCUAUUACGAGCUAUGGUUUUUGGGAUGGCAACAGAAUCCAAACUGGGCUCACAUCAUUGCCAGAGUCUGCCAAGUUACUUGCAAGUUACCCCGAAGCACUUACCACGCAUCUUGAGCAGCAAGUUGUUAGUACCAAAGAUAUUCAGCUGGAUGCUAGUGGAGUUCUGAGCUUUGGGAAGCAUAUCGAAGAUAGAGCAGAGGUUUCGAGCGGUAAGGAUAAAGGUAAGAUAGGAGGAGAGAUAACUGGUGUAGCAGAAGCAGCCACAUGAAACAAAAAAAAAACUUCUUAGGGUCAUGAUUAGUUUGUUUUGGAGGUUUUGGCAUAUUCUUUGUUUGUCAUCCUAUCUGUAUCAUAAUCUCACUUUAUUGUCUUUUUUCUUCCUAAUUUAGAAUGUCAGUCAAUAUAGGCAUUUUUUUUCUUUCUUUUGGUUUAACUUAUGUUAGCUGAUGUUUGUAUUUGUAAGGUUGCUGAUAAUAACAUGGAAAGAGUGCUAAGCUUAGCUCUA
Messenger RNA from Raphanus sativus (radish), 5420 nucleotides. RefSeq lists its product as uncharacterized. The record is from RefSeq and is a predicted model, not a curated record. Lineage: Eukaryota; Viridiplantae; Streptophyta; Magnoliopsida; Brassicales; Brassicaceae. Bases 276 to 5183 code for a protein of 1635 amino acids. The transcript is spliced from 5 exons.